UAUUGGAGAAAUUCUGCAACACAACACAUACGGACCCAUAUACAAGUCCAUCAAAUGAAUUGACUCUUCAUUUCCAUUCGGAUGCCGAUGACUCCGAUAAAGGUUUUCAAAUGUUUUAUUCGCUUGUCGAAGGGAUUCCAGGCUGCGGUGGCACAUUCACGAAAAAAGUGGUGAAUUUCGGUCUCCCAUACAGGAUGGUGGAUAUCCAAGGGAUAUGGAGUGUAAAUAUCUCAUUAAAUUGCCACGCAACAGCGAAACGAGAGUUAAAAUAUCGUUUUUAUCAUUCGAAUUGGAAGGUGGAGAUGAAGGCAGCAUUUCAUGUAGCUAUGACUAUGUUGAGAUUUAUGAAGGACACGAUGAUAAGGCUCCGAAAGUGGGCCGAUGGUGCGGUAGUCGAUUGCCUCCACAAUAUUCCUCAUUAUCGAAUGAAAUUUUCGUUGUUUUCCGCACAGAUUCUUCGCGUCAUUUCGGCGGUUUCCACUUGAAAUAUGAAACAGAUUGUGGUGGAAAGUACCAAGAUGACAAUGGUAUCAUUACAUCUCCCUUUUAUCCCAGCCCAUACGAUGAGGACAAGAACUGUAUCUACGAUAUUGAAGCACCGCUCGGCAAAGCAAUUAUUUUGAAUUUUACAAACUUUGACAUCGAAGCUGAUUGUGACUUUGAUUCGUUACGAAUCUACGACGGCUUUGACAGCAAUGCUACCUUAAUCGGCACUUAUUGCGGCAACGAAAAACCACUGCCUGUCACAUCAAAAAUGAAUCACUUGCAUUUGAUCUUCUCAACUGACCGUUACGAUACCGGGCAGGGCUUCAAAGCUUCUUAUACAUUUAUUGACACAAACUGUGGUGGAUUUAUAACCACACCAAAUGUUACCAUUUCACCAUCAUUAGAGAGCGGUAAAUAUCUACAUCGUGCCAAUUGUAGAUGGUUUAUUAUUGCGCCGCCUGGUUUUCUCGUUCAGUUGAGAUUCACUUCAUUCGAUUUGGAAGGUCAUGGGUGUGAAUAUGAUUACGUAGAAAUUUUUGAUGAUAUUGUCACCAAUGGAACCAAUGCAGCUGCGUUUGGAAAAUUUUGUGGAGCUGAAGUACCACGUGCCAUCCGGAGCACAUCAAGAGCAUUGACAAUGGUUUUUAAAUCAGACGAAACAGAUACUGGCGAAGGAUUUGUGGCUACAUAUGAUUUCCUCGACGGCAGAAAUUUUUGUGGUGGCAACUUCUUUUCAUUGACUGAUACAAUCACUUCACCAAACUACCCAGAAAAUUAUCCAGGAAACAAAGAUUGUGUUUAUAUCAUCAAUGCACCACGUGGCAAGCAAAUUGAAUUGAAAAUCGAAGCAUUUGAUCUCGAAGAUAGAACUGGGUGUAUUUACGAUUCUUUGGAAAUCAGAAAUGGUGCAUCAGACAAAUCCCCUCUUAUUGGCACGUUUUGUGGAACAGACAUUUUACCCAGAUACGUAUCAUCCAGCAAUCACAUGUAUUUACGAUUCAAAAGUGAUUCGAGUGAUCACUACGGUGGUUUCCAAAUAAGUUAUGACACAGCAAGGAGUGGUUGUGGCGGUAUGUUUACAAAUGCUCAAAGUGGUACGAUAUCAUCGCCAAAUUAUCCACAACCUUACCCAGCAGAUAUGCAAUGUGAUUAUAGCAUUCAAGUGGCACGAGGUUCUACAAUUAAAUUGGUGGUGACCGAUCUCAUUAUGGAAACUAGUCUGGAUUGUUCAUAUGAUUAUAUCGCAAUUCAUGAUGGACCAAAUGCCGGCUCAAAACUACUUGGAAUAUACUGUCAUCAAUAUAGAAUCGUCUUCAAACAGUAUUUUCAUUCGAAUGGUUACAGAUGAAAGCAAUCAUGGGCAUGGCUUUGAAGCUAGGUUCAGUGCAAAUUGCAAGCGUGAAAUUCGAGACUUACGAGGAGCUAUCGAAACACCGAAUUUCCCUCAAAAUUAUCCACACCACGCCGACUGUGAAUGGAAAUUAAUCCCACCAAUGGGAAAUAGAGUAUUCCUUGAGUUUUCACACUUUGAAUUAGAGUCAAGCGCUGGCACCGAAUCAGAUGAUUGUACAUUCGAUCAUUUGACCAUUGAGGAGCGCGACAGCAAUGACGGAUUAAUUCGAACAAAUAAAUAUUGUCAAAUUUUAAUGCCAAAACCACUGAACACAUCCCAUAUCGUCGUUCUAAAGUUCAAGUCCGAUUAUAGUGAAACAUUUGGUGGUUUUCAUUUGGAAUACGAAAUGCAAGGCUGUGGCGGUACUUUAACCAAAUCUGAGGGACAAUUUACAUCACCAAACUAUCCAAACCAUUAUCCUCGUGACACACAGUGCCAAUGGGUGAUUCAAGUUGAAUAUGGACAUUUGAUUGAAAUCACUUUAACCGAUUUCGACUUCUCGGCUUUUACGGAUUGCAAACAAGUUGGAUUGAUU
Molecule: messenger RNA, 2414 nt
Organism: Sitodiplosis mosellana (orange wheat blossom midge)
Lineage: Eukaryota; Metazoa; Arthropoda; Insecta; Diptera; Cecidomyiidae
Product: tolloid-like protein 2
Exons: 14
Coding region: 215-1834 (539 amino acids)
Source: RefSeq, a predicted model, not a curated record